Messenger RNA from Sarcophilus harrisii (Tasmanian devil), 7725 nucleotides. RefSeq names its product zinc finger and BTB domain containing 49 (gene ZBTB49). The transcript is spliced from 7 exons. Lineage: Eukaryota; Metazoa; Chordata; Mammalia; Dasyuromorphia; Dasyuridae. Bases 4212 to 6497 code for a protein of 761 amino acids. Gene Ontology annotation, cellular component: nucleus. The record is from RefSeq and is a predicted model, not a curated record. Gene Ontology annotation, biological process: regulation of transcription by RNA polymerase II. Gene Ontology annotation, molecular function: protein binding; RNA polymerase II cis-regulatory region sequence-specific DNA binding; DNA-binding transcription factor activity, RNA polymerase II-specific.
ACCCGCCUGGUUCCGCCGAGGGGCACGUGGGGGGUCACGGAGGCAGGGGUCGAGGGGCUGGACUUCCUCUCUGGGAAUCCUCCGUCACUGGGUAGAAGGAAGGUUUUGGCGGCGCGGGCCGGCCUCGCUUUGGAGACCCCCGCCGGGAUGACGUCACCCUGGCCGGGACCCCCGUCCUCGUUUCCCGCGGCCUCCCUGCCUCAGUCCCAGCGUCCUCGGGCCCCGCCGGGAGAAGCUGGGCUGGGGUCCCCUCAGACUGACGGAUCCUUUCCCCGGUGACACUUCAUGGGCCUUUCCGCGGGUUAGAGAGAAAAGGGUUUUGAUUUUGAGAAGAGAUGUGAGCAGCUGGUCCCACCCCCCACCCGCCGUCCUUGUGCCAGAAAAGGCGGGAAUGUUCGGGGGUUCGGGUCAGAUACGGUGGCAAGGCGGCGGUUCCCGAGGGGAUGGAGACGCGCGCGGGCACGUGCGCCUCUGCGAGGGAGCGGCCGCUUGUAGCCCCGCGGGAGCCCGGCUUUGUGCUGAGCGCGGCUUGCAGAGGUCGCUCCCCUGACCUCCUCUGCGCCGGGAGGGAGAUGCUGAAGAAACCGAGGCAAGCGCUGAGGGGGCGGGGCCAUCGCCAGGCCGUUUUCUAGCUGGUGCUGGAUUCGAACUCGGCUCUUCCCCCUUGGCUGCUGUAGCCGCUGUGGCACCGGCUGCCCCAUGGCCGCAGUCCUCGCAGCCUGACUCCUUAGUUAGAGCUCCUCACUGCCCCGGGGCGAGGGAGGGAAGAAAGGUCUGAAGCUCCCUGCCAAGGGGUGCGAUAGCCGGACGGCUCCGGGACAAGGGCCCGCCGCCCACCCCGAUGGCCCCGGACUCGCAUUGACACGGGGGGGGGGGAGGUCAUGGAAACGGCCAGUGCCGGGCUUGGGGCUUGCAGGGCGGCUGGUGCUGGGCCCUCUGUGUGGUGAGCCUCCCGCAGGCCCCAGAGUCCAAGGUACAAACCACCGACGGCAUCCCCGGAGAUCCGGGCCGUUUGGGCUCGGCGUUAAGGCCGCUUAACCUUGCAAGGGAAGAAACUGCUGCAGAGGUAGUGAGAGGCCGGUGCGGCCGGGGGGAGGGGGUCUUGUCCCCGUCCCUGCGGGCAGCGUGCAGACGCGGGCUUCCCGGCCUCUCCAGCGCACGUGAGAUGGAUGAGUCUCAAUCUCAGUCUCCAUGAGAUGGAUCUCAAACUUUGCUUCUUGGUGUCUCUUGAUACUACUCAGAAUUAUUGAGGAUCUGCCCCAAGGGUUUUUGUUUGGGGGGGUUAUGUCUGUAGAUAUUGAUUAUGCUUGAACACUUAUUUGGAAUUUGUAGAUUGUCUGGAAGGUUUUUCAGAGCCCUCUGGGCUUCCCUGGACCAUCACUGCCAUGAUUAGGCAAAGGUUUACAAUGCGUUUUUCAUGAUCUCAUUUACUCCUCACUAUAACCCUGAAAAGUAGACCCUAUAGAUGUUGUUUUCCCAGUUAUACAGGUAAGGAAAUUGAGGCUUAGCCAGAUUUUAAAGAGUUAAAUGUUGAAACUCAGCAGAUUUGAUUUUAUUCCUUCAAUUCCUAUCUUCCUGAUUUUAGGCUAUAUUUUCUGGAACACUUGCCAACCAUCACUUAAAAAGUAGUUUACUUGGUUCUUAUUAAAAUUUGCUAACUAAGGAGUUAGGGGAUCUAUAAAGUUUUGACAAGACAUGAUUCUUAACUUCUUGGAACUUGUGUUGUAGUAGGGAGAUUAAACAUAGAUAACUACUAAUAGUGAUUGUACAUUUGCAGUAGGUUGGAGAGGCGAAGAACAUAUUCUACUUGGUCAUUAGCAAUGCGGAAUCCUGGAACACUUGAUGGAGAUGACAUUUGAAUUCGACUUUAACUGGGCUUUCUCCACAAAUUCUUCCUCUGAUCACAGUAUGAAACUUACACUGAAUUACUGAAAAAAGUAUGCCAGCCCAACCAACCAAAGUUCUGCUGAUCUGGAAAGACUUUUUGUCUUGGUCUCAUUGUGAAAACUAAGCUACCCAUCAGAGCAUCAUCAGUAGAGUAGCUACCAGCUGAUGGAUAUGAAAACUUCCCAAAAGGAAAAUAAAGUAUUUCAUGAGCUAAUGGGACAUCACAUUUUAUAGAAUUCACAAGCAGAAAACCUUUCCUUGUAGCAAAGAAUUAUGAGAGAGACAGACAGACAGAGAGAGCGUGCUUGAUUAAAAACAAUAGACACAUUAACUGAGCUGAGUCUCUUGCUCUGAAAAUAAGGGAGAGAGGUACAUUUUCUCAUUUAUUAUCUCCUGUAUGGUUAAGGUUUAAGAAAUGAGUGGGGUGGAGUGGGAGGGAAGCUUGUAUAGGAUUCAGAAACUGUAUACUUCUAUAUCAUGACUACGUGAAGAAUCAGAAGGUACUGUGCAGGGUGAGAAUAAAUGCUACAGCCAAAAGGUGGAAAUUUACUUUAUGUUAGGAAAUUUUUGGUUCUUGAUGGAAAAUUUUCAGAAUUAGCUUCCUGUGUGUUAUCAGAUUUGUUAGGACAAAGAUUUAAAUCAACAUGAAUUGGAAGAAAGGAUAAAGAUGAGAAAACAUUGUAAAAAUUCCUAUAGCUUUAAUCUGACUCAUACAAAUGAACUUUUGAUGCCAAAAAAGUAUGAGUGGGAGUGGGACUUUGAAGACAUUGACCUUUAUUGUCAUGAUUUCCUGUAAAAGUUUAGUAAAAAGCAGUGGUCAUUCUGUCAAGAAUCUUAGAAAUGAUCUUAGCCUAUAUACCCUUGGUUUUAGAGAGACAUUGCAACAAAACAGUACAACGUUAACAGACAGACACUUAUAAACUUUGUGGAAGAGGAGAGCACAAAUAGUACUGAGAAGGUAAUUCUAGUCUGUGCUACUUUACACGGUCCAGCUCCCUUUAUGACUUGCUUUCCUCAAUUAGAAUGUGAGUUCUUUCAAAACAGGGACUGUCUUACUUCCUUGUAUUUGUAUUUGUUUCCCCAGCUUGGCACACAGGAAGCUCUACAUUAAAGCUUUAUCCUUCUUCCAUUCAUUCAGAAAACUAGUUAAAAGUUUGGUGUGAGAUCCAGCUCAGCCACAUCAUCCCAAGAAUGUGUGUAAAUGAGGCUGGCAAGAGGACAAGUGGAUGUAAAAUUGGAUAGAUUUUCAGAGUUUUUAUAAUGACUUAAAUCACAAAUGGUAGGGAAGUCACCCCAUUUAGAUUCAAGCAGCUCAGUUACUGAUAGGCUAAAGAAGAAAGCCCUAUAUUUCUCCUGUCCAUAGGUCAUUAUCAUUUGGAUGUCAUUUCAGUUCAACAAAUAUUGACCAUAUCUAUAAGAAAGAUUAUCUAGCAGUAACGUGAAGGACUGGAAAUGGAAAAAAGUGGAGCUGGUUUGACCUAUUAGUACAGAGCAGUUCAAGGAGAAUGCAAAGAGCUGAGGAUGGCCCUGUGGAGCUACUAGGGAGCUUCAGGUUAUUAGGGGCCUGGGAGGGGAGGCUUGAGGAGAGCUGAGAAGAGAACUGAGAAGCCUUCUUGGAAUCGGGGGAGGGAGGGGCAGCAUCAGUACUUUGUAACUAGAUAGCAAGCAGCCAAACGAGGGAUACCCUUCACACUUCACAAUGACCCUUGGCCAAGACUUCACUUCUAUCUGCUGAUUCCCAAGUUCGCUCCCUGGUGCUGGGUUAUAUAAGACUAAGCCCAUAUUUCCAGUCACCUUGAGUUCAUUUCUACUUGGAUGUCAAUCCAAUGCAAUAAAUGCUAAUUGUUGUUUUAUGCAAGGGUUGUCUUAGGUUCUGGGGGUACCGUGAGAAGAGGAACAUGGCAUACAAAUAAGUCUGUUCCGAGGAAAAUUGAGGAGGGAGAGAGCAUGACCAACAAGGGGACUGGGGAGGAGUUCAUGCAGAGAGAGCCACAAGUGAGCUUUGAAGGAAGAUGAGGCUUCUGAGAGGUAGAGGAAAAGAAGGUGCGCUCUUAAGGCAGCAGCAACAGCUUGGAAGAAGAGAAGAAGAUACUCAAGUGGGAGAGACACAAGAAUGCAUACGAUGAGAAGCUGUUCUUUCAGCUUCCUAUGAGAGAAAUGUUUGGUCUCCUGUUGGGAAGGGAGAUGGCUUCACUAAAACAAGUCUCUAUUUUAGUGCUUUUCAAAAGUUUCUUUGAGCUUUUAAGUGAAUUUUAAAAAAUUAAUUCUCUGAAUUAAUCUUAUUUUUAUUCUAAUUUUAUUUUAGAUAUCUCAAAUGAUUUAGCAUGGAUCCUGUUGCUAGUCACAGCUGCCACCUCCUUCAGCAGCUCCACGAGCAGCGGAUUCAAGGCCUUCUUUGUGACUGUAUGCUCGUGGUCAAAGGAGUCUGCUUUAAGGCACAUAAAAAUGUUUUAGCUUCAUUCAGUCAAUAUUUUAGGACUUUAUUUCAGAAUUCUUCAGGCCAGAAGAAUGAUGUUUUUCAUUUGGAUAUUAAAAAUGUGGGAGGCAUAGGGCAGAUACUGGACUUCAUGUACACUUCUCACCUAGAUCUUAACCCGGACAACAUACAGACGAUGUUGGACAUAGCGCAGUGUUUACAAGUACAGAACGUCCUGACUCUGUGCCACGCCUUUUUAAAAUCUGCCGCCGCUGCCGAGCCGCCCCCCAGCUUGCCCGGUAACAGUGCGUUCUCCCUGCACGGGGCUCUGGCCGUCGAGGGCGGCGGGGUCCUGGGUGAGGACUACCCUGCCCAUCUGCUGCACGAGUGUGGCUCCGGUGGCCAGCCUCCGAGGGCCGGGGACGGCCAGCCUUCCCACGGACCAGCGCCCGUUCAUCUCCACCAUUCCUCAGGGGAAGGACCGAAGCAGACAGCGUCUGGUGUUGUGGAAAGCAACUGUACGGAGCUUCCGUUGAAGCAGUCCAGUUACUAUUACAAGCUUAGAAACUUUUAUAGCAAACAGUUCUAUAAACAAACUUCUUGUUCCAAUCAUGAGCGAGUCAUGGAACAGCCCUUUACGUUCGGUGCAGGCACCGACCUCAACUCUGUAGAAAACCCCGACUGUGCCGUGAGUCCCUCCGAAUGUGUCCUGGAGUCUUCGGAGCACCUGCCUUCCAACUUCCUGGCCCAGACUUUGAGUGAAGCCGCCCCCGACCCGGAGCCGGACAGCACGUCCUUGCAGCCUGCUGAGCAGAGGAGACUGAAAAAAGCGAUCCACCUCAAGAAACUGAGCUUCCUGAAGUCCCAGCAGGUGGCCCAAGAGUCACCGGAAGCCAAAGCAGUGCGUAGCCUCGCAAAGGGAACAGCAGACUCGCCCCUCGUGAGUGGGAGCGCCGUCGGGAAAGCCAGCGGUCCGGACGCUGAAGGAAAGGACGUGGAAGAAAUCAUUAGUUCGCAGAAUUUCGAUUGUAUUGCCGAGAUUGAAAGGACUGAGGGCACCAUCAGCUUGAGGGACCAGACCCAAAGUCUUCAGUUGCAACGACAAUACACUUGUGAACUGUGUGGAAAGCCUUUUAAACAUCCGAGCACUUUGGAGCUUCACAAACGGUCACAUACAGGUGAGAAACCUUUUGAAUGUAGCAUUUGUGGGAAACACUUCUCCCAGGCAGGUAAUCUGCAGACUCAUUUACGUCGGCAUUCUGGUGAAAAGCCUUACAUCUGUGAAAUCUGUGGGAAAAGAUUCGCAGCCUCCGGGGAUGUCCAACGUCACAUUAUUAUUCACUCGGGAGAAAAACCCCAUUUGUGUGACAUCUGUGGUCGAGGCUUUAGUAACUUCAGCAAUUUAAAGGAGCACAAGAAGACUCAUACCUCAGAUAAAGUCUUCACCUGUGAUGAAUGUGGGAAGUCUUUCAACAUGCAGCGCAAACUGGUCAAGCACAGAAUCCGGCACACCGGCGAGCGACCGUACAGCUGCUCCGCGUGCGGGAAAUGCUUUGGGGAAUCGGGCGACCUCCGCAGGCACGUCCGCACCCACACUGGAGAAAAGCCGUACGCAUGUGAAGUGUGCAGCAAGUGCUUCUCCCGCUCCGCCGUGCUGCGGCGCCACAAGAAGAUGCACUGCAAGGCCACUGCCGAGAGCCCCCCGGCCGCCGGUCCACAGGCACAGGCCAGCCCCGCCUCGGCCCUGGACAAGUCCCCGAGCCCUGUCCCUCUGCCCAAGGACGGCCCGGUGGCCUUGGGGCCAGCGUCUGGGAAGCUCCCCGUCGGCGCAGGAGGGAACUCUUCAGGGGAAUUUGGGAGCGGUUCUUCAGGUUCCUACUGCAAGUUGAGAUCCUUGAUUCAGCAGAAUGAAGGGCCGGACCAGGAGAAAUUGGGCCUCGAUGCUGCCAAGCUGCCCAGGACUCAGGAGCCGCCGCCGCAGCCUUAUGCUUUCCCGGAGGAGCCUCUGCCGGCCGAUGGCGUGGCCAUGAUGCGCUCCUCUGUGGUGGCUCUCGACGGCCACUGCGGCGAGGCCCUGAGCAGCCGUCCGUCGCCCGCCACGAACCGCGGCUCCGAAGGCCCCUUUUUUUCCAGCAUGACUCUCUGGGGGUUGGCGAUGAAGACGUUACAAAAUGAAAGUGAGUUAGAUCAGUAAUGCCUUGUAUUGGUGAUGCUCCCUCGACCUGGAACUUGCCAGUCUGAGAUCACAAGCGGAUUGUUGAGCGCCAGCCCUGUGCUCACCAUCAUAAAAGAGAAGGGCCAACGUCUCUAUGCUUGGGAGUCGAGAAAGGCGGGUUAGCACUUCACCCUCGGCCCAGAUCCUUGGGGCAGUCCCAGGCCGAGGUCUCUGCGAGGGACCUUUGAAGACCCUUGCUCCAUUUUAUAUAUAACCCAGCUGAGAGUCUCCCCUUCCCACUUCUGCCUCCCCCUCUCCCCCCUGCAGUGAUCCAUCCAUGAUCAAGUGUCAGAUGGGGCAGAAUCUGAGAGACUUUCGUCUCCCACCCUCUCGUUUGACAGAAGAUGAAGCUGAGGGUUUGAGGCGGAGAACAGCUCGCCCAGGCCUUCAUAGACUUUUAACACGGACUACAGAUCCCGGUUUCUUUUUACUGCCUUACGUGUUGGCACGUAACGGCUCGAGGCACAAAGGCCAGAGGGUUUACAUGCUGUUGAAAACCUUGAGGCGAUAUGUUGCUACACACUUGACUCCUGAGCAUUUUUCCCCAGUCAGGGUAAAACUUGUUUCCAAAAUUUUAUUUUUACACUUUUAAAAAAUAAGACUUGCAUUUUCAGCAUUUUAAUAUAGAUAUAUAUUUUUUUAAAGCCUAAAUAUUUUGCACAAAAAAGACUUUAUAUGCAUUUGUAAUUCAUGUAUUGUAAGUUAAUAAAUGGAAAUUACCUUUCUAUGUGAUAGGACCUAUUAGUAUAUUUUAUGUACAUUUAUUUAGUUCAUUAUUUAGUGUUUCUGUGUCUGAAUCGCUCUAGCUGUUUGUGUAUUGUGACACCCAGCUGAGGCUCUGCGCCCAGGAACUUUAUAUUCUCAUAUGGUGGGGUUAGGACAUGUACACAAAUAACUGAAAAAAGGAAAGAUGAGAGAGAUGUUGUAGGAGAAACUUGAGGAAAGCAUUUUCAGUUUUGGUGGAGUGGGGAAAACGAUGGACUCUAAGCAGGGUCUCGAGAGAGGGGCUCCCACAACCGGAGUAUUUGGGGAGGGGGUGUCCAUUUCAGGUAGGGAGGGUGGCUCAAGCAGAGUCACAUUGGCAGGAGGAAGGAUGGGAACUAGAAGUAAAGAUGAGCUCAGUUGGUCUGGACUGUCAGUGUCUGAAAGGGAAAGGCCAGACCGGUAAAGCCUGGAGCCAGAUUUUAGAAGCCUUUUCAGUGUCAUA